AACAUUUCUGUGGUGCAUACCGAGUGUGACUGAGCUGUCAACAAUGAGCAUCCUUUGGUAUAUAACUGGUCUGCUACUGCUGCGUUCCUGCACUCCAGGUUUCUCCAUGCAUGAUGGUAUUGUUGGUGGUAAAGUCUCCAUUCCACACAGUCGACCCUACAUGGUCUACAUUCGUGACUCUCAAUCCAAAGCAGUGUGUGAUGGUUUUUUGGUAAGAGAGGAUUUCGUGAUGACAGCCGCCCACUGUAAAUAUAGUCAUCUUAAGGUGUAUUUAGGCGUCAAUGACACCAACUUUUUACCUGACGGUGUAGCUGUAGAUCCAAUUCCACAUCCACAUUUCAUCAACAAUAAACCAGGUCACGACAUCAUGCUUUUAAAGCUUAAAAGCCCACCAGCAACUUUGAAUAAAACUGUGAAGACUGUCCCCUUGCCAGAAAAAGAGAGUCACAAACAUUGCAUGGUCAUGGGUUGGGGCUUGCUGGGUUACCCUGAUGGGUCUCAUCCAUCAAAGGUUCUCAGGGAAGCAAAUGUAACUCUGUUGGACUCUAAAAACUGUGGGACAAAAGACACUCUGUGCAGCGCGGGAAAGAUUGGACCAGCAAUGGGAGACUCUGGAGGUCCACUGGUUUGUGGAGAUGUUGCUCAGGGAAUUGUAUCUUAUUACCGACUGGAGUCAAAUGGAGACCACUGCACAAGAUACACUGACAUUUCCAAAUACCUUCCAUGGAUUCAUGACAAAAUGAACAAAUCGGAGUCUGGCACUUCCUCCAGGGAGCAGCAACAUAAAACAUGGAAGGGCAACCUGGUUAAACUCAUUUAGUUUAAAACAAGUUGUUGGUUGAAUAUGAGUUCAAUCAUCCAUGUUUUUUUUUUUUUUAAUAAAACAUUCAGCACAUCUGUAACAUUAAAUGUGGAAUUUUAAAAUAAAGGCCGACUCUUGUCACUA
Pimephales promelas (fathead minnow) is the source of this 946-nucleotide messenger RNA. Its product is annotated as granzyme-like protein 1. Gene Ontology annotation, molecular function: serine-type endopeptidase activity. The record is from RefSeq and is a predicted model, not a curated record. Gene Ontology annotation, biological process: proteolysis. NCBI's taxonomy places the organism in Eukaryota, Metazoa, Chordata, Actinopteri, Cypriniformes, Leuciscidae.